Molecule: messenger RNA, 1123 nt
Organism: Budorcas taxicolor (takin)
Lineage: Eukaryota; Metazoa; Chordata; Mammalia; Artiodactyla; Bovidae
Gene: NUDT1
Product: nudix hydrolase 1
Exons: 4
Coding region: 75-545 (156 amino acids)
Biological process (GO): DNA protection
Molecular function (GO): 8-oxo-7,8-dihydroguanosine triphosphate pyrophosphatase activity
Source: RefSeq, a predicted model, not a curated record
GUGGGUUCGGGAGGCGCGCGCGGUGCCGGGGCCUGGGUGAGUCCGGGGGCGAGGUCACAGAACCCAAGGGCACUAUGUGCGCCUCAAGGCUCUACACGUUGGUCCUGGUGCUCCAGCCCCAGCGAGUCCUCCUGGGCAUGAAGAAACGCGGCUUCGGGGCCGGCCGGUGGAACGGCUUCGGGGGCAAAGUUCAAGAAGGAGAGACUGUCCAGGACGGGGCCAAGAGAGAGCUGCAGGAAGAGAGCGGUCUGACCGUGGACGCACUGCACAAGGUGGGCCAGAUCACGUUUGAGUUUGUGGGUGACCCCGAGCUGAUGGACGUGCACGUCUUCUGCACAGACAGUGUCCAGGGCACGCCUGUGGAGAGCGAUGAGAUGCGCCCGCAGUGGUUCCGGCUGGACCAGAUCCCCUUCGGGGACAUGUGGCCAGACGACAGCUACUGGUUCCCGCUGCUGCUUCAGAGGAAGAAGUUCCGUGGCUACUUCAGGUUCCAGGGGCAGGACACCAUCCUGGACUACACACUCCGCGAGGUGGACGCCAUCUAGGGCAGAGCCGGCUUGCCCCUCGGACCCCGAGAGCCCUGCCUGGCCGCGCCCUGGCCUCAGCCCCCUGCCCGAGGCCUUGGGCCCCCCCGCCACUGGGGCCUCAUCUGGAGCCUGACUGAACGGAAGAGCAAAUGAGGCUUUCCCAACACAUCCCCUCAGGCCUCCCCGUGACCUGCCCAGCCUGUCCUCGGGAAGCCGCCAGGCGUGCUGGGCUGUGACCUGCAUCACCAGACAGGGAUGGGCAGAGACACGGGCCCAAAGGCGAGGGGCUGGCUGACACGGGAGGCCGCGUGGAUGUGUGCGGGGUCCCGAGGUGCGCCAGGGGCCAUCUCCUCCCCUCCCCCCACAGGUAAGGGGAAACAGCGGCGGUCAGUGCCCAGGGCUCACACCUCGUCUCAUCUGCCAUCAGCUGGCCGCCCUCCCGCCCCCAACACAGGCUGCUCCCAUCCUGGCUUCAGACCCCUGGGGGGCACGGGAGGUCAUCCACCUAUCACACAGACUCACGGCCCGACACAGCUUUUAUAAAUACGUUUAAUGAUAGUUGUUCCCAUAAGUUCACUGAUAAAAAUCUCAGAAUG